AUGGGAAACUUUGGGACUAACAUGUCAAGUACCACCAGCUUCACUCUAACAGGUUUUCCAGAGAUGAAGAGCCUGGAGCACUGGCUGGCUGCCCUUCUCUUGCUACUUUAUGCUAUCUCUAUCCUUGGUAACACCCUAAUCCUCUUUAUCAUAAAGGAAGAGCAGAGCUUGCACCAGCCAAUGUACUAUUUCCUGUCUCUUUUGUCUGUCAAUGACCUGGGUGUGUCCUUUUCUACAUUGCCUACUGUCCUGGCUGCAGUGUGUUUUCAAGCCCCAGCAAUUGCUUUUAAUGCCUGCCUGGCCCAGAUGUUUUUCAUCCACUUUUUCUCCUGGACAGAGUCUGGGAUCCUGCUGGCCAUGAGUUUUGACCGCUACGUGGCCAUCUGUAACCCCUUGCGCUAUUCCACAGUCCUCACUGAUACCCGUGUGGCCCACAUUGGCAUAUCCAUCAUCACCCGCAGCUUCUGCAUGGUCUUCCCACUUCCCUUCCUCCUGAAGAGGCUGCAUUUCUGCAAGACCAAUGUGCUGACCCAUUCCUACUGCCUUCACCCAGACUUGAUCCACCUGCCCUGUGGAGAUACUACCAUCAACAGCAUGUAUGGCCUGUUCAUUGUCAUCUCUGCCUUUGGUAUAGAUUCAGUACUCAUCUUCCUCUCCUAUGUUCUCAUUCUACACUCUGUGCUAGCCAUUGCCUCCCAGGAAGAGAGGCUUAAGACACUCAACACAUGUGUGUCACAUAUCUGUGCUGUGCUAAUCUUCUAUGUGCCUAUGGUUAGUGUGUCCAUGGUCCAUCGAUUUGGGAAGCAUGCCCCUGAGUAUGUGCACAAGUUCAUGUCCCUGGUCUAUCUCUUUGUGCCUCCAAUGCUCAAUCCAAUUAUCUAUUCUAUUAAGACUAAGGAAAUUCGCAGGAGGCUACACAAGAUGUUACUGGGACCUAAGCUCUGA
Messenger RNA from Microcebus murinus (gray mouse lemur), 945 nucleotides. RefSeq names its product olfactory receptor 51I2-like. NCBI's taxonomy places the organism in Eukaryota, Metazoa, Chordata, Mammalia, Primates, Cheirogaleidae. The record is from RefSeq and is a predicted model, not a curated record. Gene Ontology annotation, molecular function: olfactory receptor activity; G protein-coupled receptor activity. Gene Ontology annotation, cellular component: plasma membrane. Gene Ontology annotation, biological process: G protein-coupled receptor signaling pathway.